Messenger RNA from Seminavis robusta, 714 nucleotides. NCBI's taxonomy places the organism in Eukaryota, Bacillariophyta, Bacillariophyceae, Naviculales, Naviculaceae. The record is from the annotation of a GenBank genome assembly.
AUGGCACAGCAACAGCAAGACGCAGAAGAAAACCCACCCAGGCGAUGCGUAGUGGUUCUGGGUAGUGCCGCCAAUCCUCCCCAUCGUGGCCAUCUCCAUUGCUUAAAGUUGGGCAAGCACAAGGCAGAAUCCUUGGGGUAUCAGGUGCUGACCACCAGCAUUGCCAUUGCUCCUCACGGCUAUGUCAAGCAGAAAAUGACCAAAGACGCUCCCCAGUCUGCCCUGGUCUUGUCGGAUGCCUCUCGUUUGAGAAUACUGGAACUGAUUACGCAAGGAAACAAUGCCGUUGCGCAGUUUCAUUGUCCUGACCGUGCCUACGGAAGUGCCUUGGAGUUGGGAAAGUCCAUUCGUCCAGACGAUAGUGUCGCCAUUGUGAUUGUGAAGGGGGGUGAUAGAGGCAAAAACAAAUGGAGGAAGGAGCCCAAGGCACAACACGGUGCCAUUCUCACGGUCUGUUGCGCACGUGACCAAGAGCAGUGGCAGACACUGCAGAAGUUGUUUGCCAAGGAUCAAUGCGAAGGACUUGUAAAGGAUCAAAACUUUCAUUUGGCUCUGGAAGUGGGGCCUCCCACAAGCAGCACCAUGAUCCGAUUCAUUCUGUUGCAGGAAGGUUCUUCCGAGGAGGGAAAAGUUGCUCUUUUGGCAGACCAUAGGUACAGUGGCGAGGCAGCAAGAUACAUGUUGUCUCAGGUACCGGUAGAUUCGAUUGGCUAG